GGAAGGGUAAAUUGGCUGUUUGUUAAACUACGAGAAAAAGAAAGUGAAAACAAAAAGAUGGUCUAGCUAACUGGAUCCGUAUUAAGGGAGCAAAUUUCGGUGCUCUAUAUUGAAAAACUCUGCUUGAAACCCACCACGCUGCUUCUCCUGGUGGCGUUGGUGGUGGUGCCGGUGGCGCCCUCUUUCAACGUUGUUGGUGGCCGUGGUGCUGCUACACAUGGCAAAGUAAUGAAAACAUGGUCUUUGUUGCUAAUCUUGGGUUUCGAAACUGCAAAGUUUUGAUUAUUAUGUAAUUUGAGCUUGGUUUGAUUAGGACCCAUUUCUGGCCUACAUGUAUAAGGUUGGUUGGUUUUGAGGAAAUGUUUGUCUUUUUGGAUCUGAAAGUUGCCAUUUUGCGUAAUUUUCCGUGGGAUUCUUUUACUAGACAUUGUGAUGUGUGUUUUGGUGAAAACUGAGGGGUUUUAGAUGAAGGGUUGGUGCAAUUUAAGAAAAUUAUGAUUUAUUUAUUUUAUCUGUAAUUGGAUCCUUCUGUGUUUCCCUUUUAUGUUAGAAUCUUCCUUGAUUUUGGAGUUUCAGAUGGGUUUGCGUGUAUUCGAUUAUGAUUGCUGUUAAGCAUUAUACUUUUUAGACUUGGGAUUAAAGAUUCCAUUAAUAACAUGCAACAAAUGGAACUGCAGUCUUGGAUUUACAUACCAAUUGAACAAUUGAAUAUUAAAUGAAAGGAUGUAAGUGCUUGUUGUAAGUUAAGAUGUCCUUCAAAAGCAUAAUGCGUGAAUUUAAGGACAUAAAAGAGGGGAUUGGAAGCAUAUCAAGGCGAGGAGUUGAAGGGAAACAUUGGCGUGGCAGGGCGAAGUCACAUAUUGCACCAGAUGAAACACCAGAAGAAACUGAUCAGAUUGACCAGGGCCAGUGGGCGAAUCUACCGCCAGAAUUGCUUUUGGAUAUCAUUAUGAGGGUAGAAGAGAGUGAGUCCUCAUGGCCUGCUCGUGUCGUCGUUGUUCAUUGUGCUUCAGUCUGUAGAUCAUGGAGAGAAAUUACAAAAGAGAUUGUAAAAACUCCUGAGCAAUGUGGGCGGCUGACGUUUCCCAUAUCAUUGAAGCAGCCCGCUCCUCGUGAGUCGCCCAUACAGUGCUAUAUUAAGAGGGAUAACGCAACUUCUACAUUUCUGUUGUACUAUGGUCUGGUGCCUUCUGAGGGUGAGAAUGAUAAGUUGCUUUUAGCGGCCAGAAAGAUCAGAAGGGCAACAUGCUCAGAUUUCAUAGUAUCUUUGGUUUCAGAUGAUUUUUCUCGGGCCAGCAAAACAUAUAUUGGUAAAUUGAGGUCGAACUUUUUGGGAACCAAGUUCACCAUGCAUGAUAGUGAACCUACAUUUGAAGUGCCAAGGCAACUGGCAAGCCAGACAAGUCGUAGAUUGCAUCCCAGGCAGGUGUCUCUGAGACUGCCUGCAUGUAACUACUGUAUAGCUACUAUCACGUAUGAGCUCAAUGUUCUCCGCCCAAGAGGACCGAGGAGAAUGCAUUGCAUAAUGCACUCUAUUCCAAUGUCUUCCAUUGAGGAGGGGAGCACUGUCCAAACACUAACAUCAAUACCAGAGACAUUUAACGGCCAAUUUCCUCACCUGUCAAGUUCAAUAGGGAAGGAAUUGCUCUCAGAUAAUAGUUCUGCAAGCCUCUCUCGGUCACCAGUUUUAGCCCAAGGUUCGGAAGAGCUCCUUGUUCUUAAAAACAAGGCCCCUAGAUGGCAUGAGCAACUACAGUGCUGGUGCCUAAAUUUCAGAGGGCGUGUCACUGUUGCUUCUGUUAAGAACUUCCAACUUGUUGCUAGUGCUGAACCAUCCCACAAUGUGCCUGCUGCAGAUCAAGAAAGGGUAAUUUUACAAUUUGGAAAAAUUGGAAAAGACAUCUUCACGAUGGAUUAUUUCUACCCGCUUUCAGCCUUCCAAGCCUUUGCGAUCAGCCUGAGCAGCUUUGAUACCAAACCAGCCUGUGAAUGAUAACCAUGGCGCUUGGAGAUAUUUGCUUUACUGAACUUAAACGUUUGCCCUAAUUUUUUUGAAGCGUUUCUUCACUACAUGCCAAGCACAUUAUGCAUUGCCAUCACAGCUGAUCUGGGCAGUUCAAUCAGAGCUUUUUUGUGAUCCUGGAAUUUGACUUGUUUCACAUUUCAUCAUCCUAACACUACGGAAGUAAAAGAAGUUCAGUGCAUAGCAUCGAAACAGCUCUGUAGUUUUUUCCUGUUGGACAAUUAUAUAAUUGGUGAGAGCCUGCGUUUCAUUCUAGCAAUAUUAACUGUUAGAUGGUGUUUGUCAUUGUGUUAAAUGUUGCUUUUCA
Molecule: messenger RNA, 2330 nt
Organism: Populus euphratica (Euphrates poplar)
Lineage: Eukaryota; Viridiplantae; Streptophyta; Magnoliopsida; Malpighiales; Salicaceae
Product: tubby-like F-box protein 2
Exons: 5
Coding region: 749-1993 (414 amino acids)
Molecular function (GO): protein binding
Source: RefSeq, a predicted model, not a curated record